AUGUCUCGAACCCCUGACAUAGAGAGAGGCGUGGACCAAGGUCUUCGACAUGACCUCCUCGGCUUCGCAGCCUUGUCGUCAUGGAUGGCCUCGGAUGAAGACCGAGAGCUCCUUGUAUUCCGAAGGUUUAACGAGAUAAGCGCCCGGAACCUUCUAUACUUGCAAUGCGAGCUGCUAGCACUUGAAGGAGAACUAAGCAGAUGGGACAAAAUGGUCUCCAGCAGCGGUAACACGGCACUAGAACAGGCUGCGGAGACGUGGGAAAUAAUGGUUGAGCAGGCUAACAAGGACACACAAGACGCAAAGAAGAUGGUUGACCUAGUCGCAAAGCUAAGGGUGAAGAUGAAGGAGUACCACGAAGCUUUGGAUCUCCAGAGCAGGGUAGCCCGGUUGCAACACCCCAAUAGACGAGCUUUAGAGGUAGCUCGGAAUGAGCUCCAUGGAGGGCCUCUAGGAGAGGACGGCAGCAAGCCAAACCCAAUCUUAGGCGGGGAGGCUAAGAACUAUCUGGAUGAUGAGGGGGAUUUGGUCUCCCUUGGAGCACCGGUGGAGACAGAUAUGCUCUUCAAGACGCUCCGAGCCUACUGGCCGGGAAAGGAAGAAGUCUCAAGGGAUGGCAUCCGUCGGAUCAGCCGCUUCGAGGAGCGAUCCAUCACGAUAGCGGUAGCGCUCAUCAACAUCGUCAUUGCAAUAAUCCUACUGGUAGGAUCGAUAACGAGUCUCUACUUUGUGAGCUCGCCGGCGGCGAUACUGGGUAUGAUCAGCGCCUUUACGAUUGCAUUUGCGCUCAGCGUGGGGUUGAUGACCAAUGCGAAGAGGGCAGAGAUCUUUGCAGGGAGCGCAGCAUUUGCUGCUGUGCUCGUCGUGUUUCUUAUUGUCAAGCUUGCCGCCCGACCCGCAGAACUUGUCGACGAGCUGCGCGCUGCGACCAAUGUCCAGUUCCGACUUCGUCAUGUUGUCGAAAUCAGUCCAGAUGAGCUUGAAGGAUUCUGUGUUCUUGAUUCUCUGGAUGAGGUAGUUAGGCCGUACCUAGCUCCGGACUAG
This is a messenger RNA of Fusarium vanettenii 77-13-4, 1044 nucleotides long. RefSeq lists its product as uncharacterized. Lineage: Eukaryota; Fungi; Ascomycota; Sordariomycetes; Hypocreales; Nectriaceae. The record is from RefSeq and is a predicted model, not a curated record. The transcript has 5 exons. The coding region runs from base 1 to 1044 and encodes 347 amino acids.